UCCGUGCUCCGCGCUCCGCCGGACACUUCGUUGUGCAUUUUUGUUGUUUUUUCGUGCUGAGUGUGUUGCGAUUGAGCAGGGAAUUUGGACGACCGAUCGCGCGGAAUCGGUUCCACGGCCCCCAAGACACACGAUCCGAGCCACGAUCACCGACGUCGUGUCGUCUGUGUGUGCCCCCCGAAAAGCGAGUUCGUUCGUUCGGUUUGCGCCCCCAAACUAUACGGAGCUGCAAACGGUGCACCGUGGCCGCAGUGAAAUCAGUGUCUCGACCGCAGUCCCAGUCGACGGAGGUUCCAUUAGCUGCUGCUCAGGCCAAGCAGCCUACAGAGACAGAGAGAGAGAAAGAGUCCGUUCGUCCGUGCCGGGGUACCGUGUGUGUGAUGUGUUAGUUGCGCUUACAGUGCUUAACUUUCUGGACCGCGUGUCCCCGCGAAUCCUCCGUGUUGAGUAGUGUGUCCUGCGAGUGCAAAAAUCGGCCUAGAGAGACAGACUAGAACAUGGUGAAGACUCUGGCCUUAACUGGCAUUCUGGUGGCGCUGCUAGUGGCAUCAGCCACGGCCGAGGUGCGAAUCAAGCGACAGGCGGAAGAGACCACCAAGAAGGAAGAGUCAUUCGAGAAAGAGCUUUGCAAAGACAAAGACGCCGGAGAAUGGUUCCGGUUGGUGGCGGGCGAAGGCGACAACUGCCGUGACGUGAUCCAGUGUACCUCGUCGGGACUGCAAGCAAUCCGCUGUCCCGCGGGGCUGUACUUCGACAUCGAGAAGCAGACGUGCGACUGGAAGGACGCGGUCAAGAACUGCAAAUUCAAGAACAAGGAGCGCAAGGUGAAACCCCUGCUGAUCACCGACGAGCCGCUCUGCCAGGACGGCUUCCUGGCGUGCGGCGACGGCAACUGCAUCGAGCGUGGCCUCUUCUGCAACGGCGAGAAGGACUGCACCGACGGCUCGGACGAGAACUCCUGCGAUAUUGAAAGCGACCCGAACCGUGCGCCACCAUGCGAUCCGACAGUGUGCGUUCUGCCGGACUGUUUCUGCUCGGAGGACGGCACGACGAUCCCGGGUGACCUGCCGGCCAAGGAUGUGCCGAUGAUGAUCACCAUCACGUUCGACGAUGCGAUCAACAACAACAACAUCGACCUGUACAAGGAAAUCUUCAACGGGAAGCGCAAGAACCCGAACGGCUGUGACAUCAAGGCGACGUACUUCGUGUCGCACAAGUACACCAACUACUCGGCCGUCCAGGAGACGCACCGCAAGGGCCACGAGAUUGCGGUCCACUCGAUUACGCACAACGAUGAGGAGCGCUUCUGGUCGAACGCGACCGUGGACGACUGGGCGAAGGAGAUGGCCGGCAUGCGGAUCAUCAUCGAGAAGUACGCCAACAUCACGGACAACUCGGUGGUGGGCGUCCGGGCGCCGUACCUGCGCGUCGGUGGCAACAACCAGUUCACGAUGAUGGAGGAGCAGGCGUUCCUGUACGAUUCGACCAUCACGGCGCCGCUCUCGAAUCCGCCGCUCUGGCCGUACACGAUGUACUUCCGGAUGCCGCACCGCUGCCACGGUAACCUGCAGAGCUGCCCGACCCGCUCGCACGCCGUCUGGGAGAUGGUGAUGAACGAGCUGGACCGCCGGGAGGACCCGACCAACGACGAGUACCUGCCGGGCUGUGCCAUGGUCGACUCGUGCUCCAAUAUCCUGACCGGUGACCAGUUCUACAACUUCCUGAACCACAACUUCGACCGGCACUACGACCAGAACCGGGCCCCGCUCGGGCUCUACUUCCACGCCGCCUGGCUGAAGAACAACCCGGAGUUCCUGGACGCGUUCCUGUACUGGAUCGACGAGGUGCUGUCCAACCACAACGACGUGUACUUCGUCACCAUGACCCAGGUGAUCCAGUGGAUCCAGAACCCUCGGACAGUGUCGGAGGUGAAGAACUUCGAACCGUGGAGGGAGAAGUGCGUCGUCGAUGGCCAGCCCGCCUGCUGGGUUCCUCACUCGUGCAAGCUCACCUCCAAGGAGGUCCCCGGCGAGACGAUCAACCUGCAGACGUGUGUCCGCUGUCCCAACAACUACCCGUGGGUGAACGAUCCGACCGGAGACGGGUUCUUCUAAGGUCGUCCGGGAAGGGGUCGCCCCUUGACCACCCUUUCCUAACCCGCCCUGAUCCCCUAGUUGGGUUGGGCCUGUUGUCCUUCUUCUUCUUCCUCUUCUGUUCUUGUUCUGGUAAACUUUUCCAACCCCUUUCCGGGGUCACUAACUUCGGACCCUCUCUCUCUCCUGUCUUCCGUUCCGGUGAAGGCCACCAUGCCACCCGGAUCCUUCCGGUUCUUCGCGUUCGCGUUUUCCAUCCAUCCAUUACUUCCUUUAGUAGCAGGAGUCCCCCUCUCGGUCUUGUCCACCUUGACAGGAGGGCGCACCCGGCAAGGUGGCCAUUUUAACACACACACACACACACACAUGUGUCUCCGUUCGUUCGGAGCACACAAAAGGCGCUCCAUGGCGUGGCGCGGCGCGUACAUAAAAUGAAUGAAACCGAAUGCGCUGUGGAUAUUACAAUGUAUGUAUUUUUUUGUCGUUUAUAAUUUAAUUUAAUACAAAAUAUGAACACACACACACGGAUGAUGUGUCGGAAAAGUGUCGAAAAAAUACAAAACAACCCAAUUGUUCACACAACCGGUACAGCGAGGGGCUAAGCGGAUUCAGAUCGAUCGAUUCGAAACCGCAGGCUGCGGUCUGCCUUCCCCGAAACGCCCCUCUGCGGGCCACCCCACGAGAUUGACUUUCGAUUGACUUUAGGCAGCCUUUUUUCCCCUUUUUUUCGUUCUUCUGUGUCUCGGCUCUUAAUGUGUAAAUACUGUGGUUAAAUACCCUGACUUAGUUGUGUAAGUGACUUCUGUGCCGUGCACCGCACACGGUCCGGUCUCUUCGGCGCCACCUUUCUAACCCCGCGUCUCGACUUUACCCCGCCAGCCACACCCGCCAGCGGGACUAGCUUCUCCCGUGGCUACGUGGCACCCGUGGCGAGGUUUUGCUGUUGUUGGCCCCCGAGAAUAACAAUGCGAAUAACAGCCGCCGCCGCCAGCACCUGUCCCAUCUCCCAUCUCUCAAAACAAAAGCCCACCCCACGAUCGAUCGACUGACGCAAGCGAGCAGUGGCUAAGAAAAGACAAGAAAUAAAGAUUGU
Molecule: messenger RNA, 3186 nt
Organism: Anopheles cruzii
Lineage: Eukaryota; Metazoa; Arthropoda; Insecta; Diptera; Culicidae
Gene: serp
Product: chitin deacetylase 1
Exons: 5
Coding region: 498-2114 (538 amino acids)
Biological process (GO): carbohydrate metabolic process
Cellular component (GO): extracellular region
Molecular function (GO): protein binding; chitin binding; hydrolase activity, acting on carbon-nitrogen (but not peptide) bonds
Source: RefSeq, a predicted model, not a curated record